AUGAGCAAGAUUAUCUUGGCUGUCAAUGCCGGCUCCUCGUCGGUCAAGGUGUCGGUGUACAGCGCCGAGAAGGGGCAAUCUCCCACACAGUUGGCACAGGCCCAAGUCAGCGGCUUGACAGCACCUCCGGCAACGCUCAGGUACGAGCGCGGCAACGAAACGGUUAUCGAGAAGCAAGAGGUGGACGACAAGGUCAACGGACAGCGAGAUGCUUUCAGUCACAUUCUGGAUACGCUCGUCGGGGACCACGACCUGCCCAACAUCAAGAACAAGGAUGAUAUUGGCAUCAUCUGCCAUCGCAUCGUCCAUGGCGGCGACUACGCCAAACCGCAGCUGAUAUCUGACGGCACAAUGCACCACCUGGAAGACCUGAAUGACCUAGCGCCCUUACACAAUGCCAACAGCCUGGGCAUCGUGCACCUGUGCAUCCAAGAGCUGCCCGCCGCGCGCAACGUCGCCUGCUUCGACAGCCAGUUCCACUCCACCAUCCCCGAGCACAUCCGUACGUACCCCAUCAACCAGGACAUCGCGCGCAAAAACCGCCUGCGCAAGUACGGCUUCCACGGCAUCAGCUACUCCUUCAUUACGCGCGCGACAGCCGGGUUCUUGGGCAAAAAACCCGACGACCUCACAAUCAUCGCGCUCCACCUGGGCUCCGGCGCCAGCGUGUGCGCCAUCCGCGGCGGCAAGAGCUGGGAUACCAGCAUGGGCCUAACGCCGCUCGCGGGCCUGCCGGGCGCCACACGCAGCGGCAGCGUCGACCCCAGCCUCGUCUUUCACUACGCGAGCGACGUCGGCCGUCUCUCGCCCGCCUCGACCAAAGAGCUCCACAUCUCGCGCGCCAAGGAGAUACUCAACAAGGAGGCCGGCUGGAAGGCGCUCACGGGAACCACCAACUUUGGCGCCAUCGCCGCUGCCAAGGGUUCAACCACCUCAAACGACAACGACGAAGACAAGAAGAAGAUGCGCCUGGCAUUCGACUUGUUCGUUGACCGCAUAUGCGGCUUCGUCGGCUCGUAUUUUGUCAAGCUACGCGGCCAGGUCGACGCGCUGGUUUUUGCCGGCGGCAUUGGUGAGAAGAGCGACCUGCUAAGGGCGGCCGUUGUCGAGCAGGUUAAGUGCCUUGGUUUCGCGCUGGACGACGAGGCUAACAAGGCCAAGAUCGAGGCGGUGGUGCAGGACGUCGGGAAGGAAGGGGUUUUGCCGAAGGUGCUGGUCUGCCAGACGGACGAGCAGUUUGAGAUGGCGAGAACUUGUGCCGAGUCUGAGGAGUUCUGGUGA
Molecule: messenger RNA, 1281 nt
Organism: Parathielavia appendiculata
Lineage: Eukaryota; Fungi; Ascomycota; Sordariomycetes; Sordariales; Chaetomiaceae
Product: acetate kinase
Exons: 1
Coding region: 1-1281 (426 amino acids)
Biological process (GO): acetate metabolic process; phosphorylation
Molecular function (GO): acetate kinase activity
Source: RefSeq, a predicted model, not a curated record